AUGGAUACCAACGCAUCCAAACCCCGACGUGCUUGCGAUACAUUCGAAAAGUUCAAAGCCAAAAAAAGUCAGCAACGUGCAACAUUCUUUCGUGGAAAAACAAAAAAUACUGCCCAAAAAGACAAAGAUGUGAUAAUCAAUAUCGGGGUUAUGAAGUAUGACCGUUAUUGUGCAGAUUCCUCAACUGCCUAUACGCCAAUGAGGGGAAAAUCAUUGCCGCUGAAAAUAAACAAAGACGCAAAUUACGCUCAACUUUUGAUAGCAGCAUUGACAAAAAGAAAGGCAUAUGAUCAGUCGUUCAAUGAAAAGCUGGACUGGGAUAUUGUGUACCCAGAUGGACAAAGUGCGUCAAGUUUACCAGGGCAACCUGAUACACCUUUUUGCCUUAGUACCUAUAAGGAGGAUCUUGGAAAGAAUUAUUCCAGAAUAGCUUUAUAUCUCUGCACAGAAAAUUCAGAUGAAAACAAUGAGUGUCGAGGAAGAUACAUUCGAUCGUAUUGGUAUGUCAUGUAGUGAUGGCAAGGAAUCACAGUCAAAUGAGUCAAUCGAUAUGGAAAGUAGAGAAGAAAUGGGAAACAACAAGUAAGUUAUUCCUUAUUUUCCAAAUAUAGAAUUCAUAAGUCCCUAUAAAGUCCAAACCUUCUUGUAAUAUCCCAUCUGUCAAUGGAAACCCUUGAAUGGUUGUCAAGUUGUCAUGUAAGCAUACAGGGGUUGGGAGGGGGGGGGGGGUCAGCAGCCUCCAUUUUGUCAGUAAGUGUCAUGUAUGAUAUUAAUGGUAAAUAAACAAAUCUGCAAAUUGUAUUAUUCUUACACUUACCUACACAGGCACACAACAUUCAAGAUAUUAUCAUUUGUAUUCUUAUGAACAAAAUUUUAUGUUUUGGCUUUGGGUAGGAUAUUUAAUUAAACUCUGACUAAACUAAAGCUAUUGUACACUGUAUCCUGUGUCGCUGCAAGAAGCACAUUUCUUUCAUUAUUAUCAUAAUUGUUUUAAUUAAGGAGUGAAGUUAGUCACGUGAGCACAAGUGUGGACAGAGAUUCGUCCAACACAGUUAUAUCUGUCCAAGGAAUGUCACCAACGAAUCAUGGAGGACCAAGCACAUCAACAACGACCCCAACUGGAGAUUUUGAUUGGUUGUACGCAUCAUGGUUGUGUGAUGAGGUAGAUCUUGCUGGUUAUGAAAGCAUGAGUGAUGUGGAAAUGGAAGUAGGCCCAAAUGACGAGUCUUCCAAUUCCCAGCAUUCCACUGUGUCACUACCUGAUAUACUUAAAGAACUAUCCAGUGUUAUUAAUUUAGAUUCAAUAUCAAAAUUCAACAUUAGUCGCAGCCAU
This is a messenger RNA of Paramuricea clavata, 1333 nucleotides long. Lineage: Eukaryota; Metazoa; Cnidaria; Anthozoa; Malacalcyonacea; Plexauridae. The record is from the annotation of a GenBank genome assembly.